UGCCCUGCCCACUCUGUCUCUGAGAUUCCUGCGGACUAAGCUAAGGCCACAUCAGGAGAUCCUGAGCCUCAGCGUCCGGAGGCCCCACUCUAGGGAAUCUGUCUUCCAUGAGAGGACUGCCCCAGCCUGGACAUGGCACCAGACACCUGCUGCUGCUCUCGUGGGGCCCUGCAGAGGAGGCUGCCCAUCCUGGCCUGGCUGCCUGACUACUCUCUGCAGUGGCUGAGGAUGGACUUCAUCGCUGGACUCUCCGUGGGACUCACCGUCAUCCCCCAGGCACUGGCCUAUGCAGAAGUGGCUGGGCUCCCACCCCAGUAUGGCCUCUACUCUGCCUUCGUGGGAUGCUUCGUGUAUUUCUUCCUGGGCACCUCCCGGGACGUGACUCUGGGCCCCACGGCUAUCAUGUCCCUCCUGGUGUCCUUCUACACCUUCCGUGAGCCCGCCUACUCGGUGCUGCUUGCCUUCCUGUCUGGGUGCAUCCAGCUGGCCAUGGGGUUCCUGCAUUUGGGGUUCCUGCUGGACUUCAUCUCCUGCCCUGUCAUUAAAGGCUUCACUUCCGCUGCCACCAUCACCAUUGGCUUUGGACAGAUCAAGAACCUGCUGGGAUUGCAGAACAUCCCCCGGCAGUUCUUCCUCCAGGUGUAUCAGACCUUCCUCCACAUCGGAGAGACCAGGGUGGGUGACGCCGUCCUGGGGCUGGCCUGCAUGGUGCUGCUGUUUGUGCUGAAGCUGAUGCGGAAACACAUGCCUCCUCCCCAUCCUCAGAUGCCCCUUGGUGUGAAGUUCAGCCGUGGGCUGGUGUGGACUGUCACAACAGCUCGCAAUGCCUUGGUGGUCUCCUGUGCAGCCCUGAUUGCUUACUCCUUCGAAGUGACAGGACACCAUCCUUUUGUUCUGACUGGGAAGAUCGCCCAGGGUCUCCCCCCUGUGAGGGCCCCACCCUUCUCAGUGACCACAGACAAUAAGACCAUCUCAUUCUCUGAGAUGGUGCAGGACAUGGGGGCUGGACUGGCUGUGAUACCUCUGGUGGGCCUCCUGGAGAGCAUCGCUGUGGCCAAAUCCUUUGCCUCUCAGAAUAACUACCGCAUUGAUGCCAACCAGGAGCUACUAGCCAUCGGCUUCUCCAAUAUGCUGAGCUCCUUCGUCUCAUCUUACCCAGUCGCUGGCAGCUUCGGGCGGACAGCUGUGAAUGCCCAGUCUGGAGUGUGUACCCCGGCAGGGGGCCUGGUGACUGGUGUGCUGGUGCUGCUGUCCCUGGACUACUUGACCUCACUCUUCUACUACAUCCCCAAGUCUGCACUGGCCGCCGUCAUCAUCAUGGCUGUGGCCCCGCUCUUUGAUGCCAAGAUCCUCAGGACGCUCUGGCGUGUUAAGAGGCUGGAUCUGCUGCCACUCUGCGUGACAUUCCUGCUGUGUUUCUGGGAGGUUCAGUACGGCAUCCUGGCUGGGACCCUGGUUUCUUUGCUCAUCCUCCUGCACUCUGUGGCUCGGCCCAAGACCCAGGUGUCAGAAGGACAUGUUCUUGUCCUGCAGCCGGCCAGUGGCCUGCACUUCCCUGCAAUAGAUGCCCUGCGAGAAGCAAUAAUGACCCGGGCACUGGAAGCAUCCUUACCACGCUGCGCAGUCCUGGAGUGCACGCAUGUCAGCAGCAUAGACUACACUGUGGUUGUGGGACUCAGUGAGCUCCUGGAGGAUUUCCAGAAGCGGGGUGUCUCCCUGGCCUUCGUUGGCCUGCAGGUGCCUGUGCUCCGCACACUGUUGGCCGCUGACCUGAAGGGGUUCCAGUACUUCACUACUCUGGAGGAGGCCGAGAAAUCCCUGCAGCAGGGACCAGGGACUCAACCCUACAACAUCCACGAAGACUCUGCAGAGCACAAGGUCUCCCUGCUGAAGUCUUCGCCAGCCCCUGAAGGGCAGCUGGUGUAGGAAGGGUUUCGAAGGUUCUGUCACUGUGAUUUGAUGUUGACAUCACCUGACAGACUCACCAACCUGGUGGGACUGAAAAUACACCCCACAGGUGGCUCUGGAAGAGCUGGGAGUCAUGCGGGAUCCCCAGGUGUGACUUUCCCCCCGUCCCCUAGCUGUGAGAAUUUGGGGAGUGGGGUUGGCAUCUUCCAGAGAGAGAGGCCAGGCCAAACAGGAGGACCCAGGGCUUCUGGCCUAGGUUGGCUGGGGCGAGCUGGAGCUUUCCAGGUCCUGAAUUCCUCUUUGGAACCAGGCCCUGCCCGAGAAGAGGCGGAAGGCAGUGUCUCAGAGAUAGGUCUGAACAUGGCUCGGAGUUCAAGCUGAGAUGAGAGGGGCCACAGUGUGCCAAGUACAAUGAAGUCUGUUUAAAAAUUGUGUUUUUAAAUGAAAGUCAUCACUUUGGUGGUUUUUUG
Molecule: messenger RNA, 2378 nt
Organism: Onychomys torridus (southern grasshopper mouse)
Lineage: Eukaryota; Metazoa; Chordata; Mammalia; Rodentia; Cricetidae
Gene: Slc26a11
Product: solute carrier family 26 member 11
Biological process (GO): transmembrane transport
Cellular component (GO): membrane
Molecular function (GO): secondary active sulfate transmembrane transporter activity
Source: RefSeq, a predicted model, not a curated record